UUUGCAAAUCAGAUAUCAAUCUGGAUGCAGCGAGUGCAGUGCUCCGAGAUGGCAAAAUAACUCGCUUCAAAGACUAGAGGACUGGUUUUUGGAUUGCACAGUGAUUUAAAGUGAGUGAGCUGGCUUUAAAGUGCGUAGGGCAGCUGCACCACUUCACAGCAGAUAGAGGUCCUGGGUCUGUUUUGUGAUGUGAUCGCGGGCUGCGCAAACUUGCGCUUUUGCGCACGAUGGAGGACCUUUUACGCGAACAGAAUAAUUGGACGCAAAAUGUUUCCUGGAGCAACUCAAGUCGAGGAAAUGACAGCCACACAGGAAACACCACAGUGAAUCCUUUGAAACGAAAUGAAGAAGUGGCCAAAGUGGAAGUUACCGUCCUGGUACUGGUGCUGCUGCUCGCUUUGACGGGCAACUUGUGCGUCCUGCGGGCCAUCCACACCACCAAGCACAGUCAGUCUCGGAUGUAUUACUUCAUGAAGCAUUUAAGUAUUGCAGACCUUGUCGUUGCUAUCUUUCAGGUCUUACCGCAGCUUAUUUGGGAUAUUACAUUUCGCUUCUACGGGCCGGAUUUGCUAUGCAGAUUGGUCAAAUACCUCCAGGUUGUGGGUAUGUUUGCAUCAACCUACAUGCUUGUCCUGAUGUCCAUCGACAGGUGCUUAGCAAUCUGCCAGCCACUCCGCUCCGUGCACAGGAGAAAGGAUCGCUUCUGUGUGAUCGCCUCUUGGAUGCUCAGCCUGAUAUUCAGCACUCCCCAAGCCUACAUAUUUUCUUUGAGGGAUGUCGGGAACGGUGUGUAUGACUGCUGGGGAGACUUUAUACAGCCAUGGGGUGCCAAAGCAUACAUCACAUGGAUGAGUCUCAGUAUUUACAUUUUCCCAGUGGCAAUUUUAAGCAUAUGCUAUGGCCUGAUAUGUUUUAAAAUAUGGCAGAAUUUCAAUUUAAAAACCAGAAAGGAUCAUUUCCUGGCUCUCACUCAAAGGCCCUCUAAAGGAGAGCAUCCCCUCUGUCGUGUGAGCAGCGUGAGGCUUAUUUCAAAAGCGAAGAUCCGCACAGUGAAAAUGACAUUUGUAGUAGUCAUUGCCUACAUUGUGUGCUGGACUCCCUUCUUCUUUGUCCAGAUGUGGUCUGCAUGGGAUCCUGCUGCACCAAGAGAAGAUAUAGCCUUCAUCCUUGCCAUGUUGUUGGCCAGUCUCAACAGCUGCUGCAACCCCUGGAUCUACUUGUUCUUUGCUGGCCACCUGUUCCAAGACCUGGCGCAGUGCUUUUUCUGCUGCUGUGGACAGUACCUGACAGCCUCCUCCUGCAGCUGUGAGGGACAGUGCAGGAACAAGAGCAACUCUUGCGUCAUGAAGAACAACAGCAGCCAGAGGAGCCUCACACACACACACACAUACAGCACAGGGGGACACUGAGGGGACAGCUGAAAGCCAUCCAGGCUUCCUGUUAUCCAGCAAUCCGGCAAUAUUGCGAGUCCCCCAUUUCAAGAAUUUAAACAUCUGCAGCGGCACUGCAGUGGCCAUUGCAACCUUUUGUUAUUGAGUUAAACAGACAAUAUAAACCUUCUGUGCCACAAUCCUGUAUUACUCUGUAGUUGUUUGUUGUUCCCUCCUUAAAUAAUAAUGUCUGGUUCUUUUAGUUGACUUUGACCUUGACAAACAAGGAAUUAUCAUACAAAGUAUAGUGAUGUUUCACAGGCUUCAAACCAAUCCAUUUAAACGACAUUUUCAGAAGUUAGGGCAGAUUACAAAAAUAGUUUUACUCUGUACAAAUGGGCACUCAGGUAGUUGCUGUAAUGAUUGUUAGGCCUUUCAAAGCAGCAUCUCUUUGUGUACAGUCAUUUCAAAGUGUUAUUGUAUUGUAUGUGCUACACCAAAUGUUGAUAUGCAUGAAUCAUAUUAAGGUAAUUAAGAUAAUACCGACUCUUAAGGCAUGGCUUAAUUCAAAUAUCUUCAUUGCAACAACACAAAAGAAGACCCAUCAUCAAAGCAAAAUACACAAGUAAUGCAUUUCACAACAUAGAGGCUACUUUCAAUGUUUACAGCAGACUCCUGUGCUUCAGAUCAAACAGUGUUUGUCCUUUAUGAUGUAAUAUGAAAUUCACUUUGUAAAUAGUUUCCACAUCUCCUUGUGAGUGUCUACACGUUUUUAUUAACCCUGUCUCUUGUUUUCCAAGUGGUUGGUGUUUUAGGGUAGUGAGUGUGCCUGGGCUUUUGGGCACACAGUAUAUUUAAUCUAGUUUAUAUCAAACUUGAAUAAUGGGUCCCCCUUGUGGCAGCACAGAUUAGGUUUUCUUUUUCUUUUGCACUAACAAAUGCAUGCUCAACAUAUGGAACAUGUCAGUAUCUGGAUCAGAUAAUAAGCAUUCUUGAGUUAUUAGGUAUGGUUUUUUUGUUUUGCUUUUUUUUUUACCACUUUAUUUUUCAACACAUUAUUUCAAACAUUGAUGCCAAACAGUUGUAGACCCCCCCAAAAUUAUUAGGUAUGUUUUAAAAUGUAAUUCGCUUAGAAGAUUGUCAAACUUAACAUGUGGUUUUAGGCAGCAUCCACAGGGAGCAGCUUUAGGUGAAAUAUGCUCAAGGGAACUCAAUAACAAGUGUCCAACACGUAGCACAGUUAAACAAUUGAAUUUACUCAUGCUUACAUCUUUUUGUCAUGGCAUACGUGGACACAUUGUAAGUGUAAAACACUCAUAUUGAACCAAAAACAUUAUUUAGUAAAAGUUUGGCUUACAUCAAUAUUGAGUUUAAAAGGGGAACAUAAUCGAUAGGUAGUUUUUAGAAAGUAAAAUCAUUGUAUUCAUCUGGUUAGAGACACUAAAUCACAUUAACAUUUAGAUCAACAUCUCUGCAGCACUUAUGUUUUGUGGAUCUGAAGUGAAAGUGAAAUGGCACUGUCCAAUGUUAGACAAAAAAUAUCUGAGGCCCUUGCUUGACAAAUGGACAUAAAGUACUUAAUUAAGUUAACCAUAGCAAAAUAUUUUAAAAGCAUCAUAUGGUUGUUUAGGUAUAGCAUUUUCGUUGGACACACACAUUUUCAAGCUUUAAUAUUCUUAAACGAUCACAAAAUUACACAAUUCUGUAAUGCAACUCAAUGAUAAUAAAGUAAAGAGAUUGUGUGCACCUUGA
Molecule: messenger RNA, 3122 nt
Organism: Eleginops maclovinus (Patagonian blennie)
Lineage: Eukaryota; Metazoa; Chordata; Actinopteri; Perciformes; Eleginopidae
Gene: oxtrb
Product: oxytocin receptor b
Exons: 3
Coding region: 228-1409 (393 amino acids)
Biological process (GO): regulation of systemic arterial blood pressure by vasopressin; G protein-coupled receptor signaling pathway; cellular response to hormone stimulus
Cellular component (GO): plasma membrane
Molecular function (GO): oxytocin receptor activity; peptide binding; vasopressin receptor activity
Source: RefSeq, a predicted model, not a curated record